Amphiprion ocellaris (clown anemonefish) is the source of this 1316-nucleotide messenger RNA. RefSeq names its product putative ferric-chelate reductase 1. The record is from RefSeq and is a predicted model, not a curated record. Lineage: Eukaryota; Metazoa; Chordata; Actinopteri; Pomacentridae. Gene Ontology annotation, biological process: regulation of glutamate receptor signaling pathway. Bases 131 to 844 code for a protein of 237 amino acids. The transcript is spliced from 7 exons.
CACCUGCAUUGCUGAGCAUCAGUGCUGACGUCCGGCGAUUUAAAUUAUUCCAACAAGGAUCAAACGCACUCAGAAGAGCAGAAACAGCUGAACAGCAAACAUUCAGCAUUUAAGACUCACAGCAUCAAGAAUGAAGCAAGCAUUUAUCCUAUUGGUCUCCAUAGCCAUGGUUUUUGUGGCACCAGGUGCCCAAGGAUCAGCUCACCUGUCAUUUUCAAACAUAACAGCGAACGUCACUCGGACAGGUUGUGGAACCACGAGACUGUGUGUGGAGACACCAGAGGAUUGUGACCCUGCAACAGAUGACCCUUGCCUGUUUACAUCUGUGAGGGCUCCAAAUGGCACCACUCUGUAUUUCAAACUGAGUGGAACAAUCAGUGGAGAUAGCUACGUUGCAGUGGCACGCACUGCAAAUGCAUCUGAGGGUACCAGUAUGCUGUAUGCCUGUGGGAGAAACGGCACAACUAAUGGGGUCAAUGGGAGAUUCUUCUUCCAGGUAGUGCAGAGAAACAACACCGACGGAACGCUCACUGUCAUCAGCAGGAGUGUGACAGGAAUACAAUCCCUGAUAACAAAUACAAAGAUCCAGUGUGUGUUUCACGUACCCGGAGUGGACGCCUCCAUGGUGAGGAACACAGUCCUCCUACUUGGGUCUGGAAUGGUAAAUGGAAGUACUCUCGGGUUCUUCACCGCCAAUGUGACCACCCCUCCUCUGAACCUUUCCAACCCAGCGAGCAACAUUAACAACCCCACCACCAUGUCAGGGGCAAACAGAGCCCUUUUCCCUCAGGCUUUGCCGCUGCUGCUGAGCAUCUUCAUCCUGUACAUCCUGAAGGCAGCCUGAGAGAGUCCAGAGACGAAGCUGAGACCCAAUGAAGACACAAUGAUGACACGUUUGAGUGUCAAAGUGUUUAAAAAGUGGUUUUGCAAAACUUAAAAUUAUUUAAGGAUCUUUUUGCACCAUGUUUAUACCUGAUAACUACUUUGAGCUGAAGAAUCUAAUGACGUUCAUUUUGAAACCACCUUUUCUUUUUUUUGUGAUCAAAUGUUUUCACAUUUUCUGUUGUCUCUCCAGUUUUUAAACACAUUCCCUCUGACACCACAGCAGUGUCUGCAAAUAGAAAUUUCCAGAUUUGGGUGUAACGAAUUUGAGCCGACAUCGACAGUAAACCACAACAGCCAAUGUUAGUUAAGAGACACACAACCCAGCUCAGGAUUGUUACCUUGUUUUGAUGUGCAUGGAAUGUGACUGUAAACUAUCUGUUGAGCAGAUGACAGUGCACUUAAACUAAAAAACCAAUAAAACUUAUAAAUAA